GGGGAAUUAUUUCCUUCAUUUUCCCUAUUAUUUCUUUUGUACCUAAUUUGAGAUUGCCGGAAACGAGCGAAUCGCAGAGUUUGUUUUGGUUUCGUUUGUUUUACUCCCUCCUCUUCGCCGCGUCCCCAAAACUCCCAGUUGCAUCCGGCUGAUGGUUGGGUGCCACUCCAUUCUUCCGCAUUUUUUUGCUUUUUCAUCUAUCCGUUUUAACUUAAAUAAACCGGUGUAUAUUUUUAAAACGGGCUUGCAGAAAGCCCAGUUUUUGUUUUGGUGAAUUGUUUGCUUUGAGCGGCGUUGCAGUGCCAUUUUAUUGUUGUUGCUCCACUUUUGAAAAUCGGCAAGUUUACCGAGAGACUGAGGAGGCGGGCCUUUGCAACGUUUGUGGUAUAGAUCUUCAUCUAUUCCAUAAAUUACUUUUCAAAUGUUAAGCACAGGGCUUGAAUUGAACACAAUCACUAAAACAAGACCAGAAUUUUUAACGUUGGACAUCCACUGGAGUCAGUGAAUUCAUUCUAAUGCUAAUGUAAACUGGCUACACUGUGAUUCAACAACAGGCAACUUCUUUAUGGAGACACUUCUGCAAAAUAUCUUGGCUACCUACCCGUGUAUAAGAUACAGUACACUACUUACAAAGAAACUGGAAGCUAGAAGAGUGUGUGACAAAUUUUGGAUUUUCACUCGAAUGUGUAUUCCACUCCAGGGUCCGUGUACAAUAUUGUAAUCUUUGCAUGGCUGGCUCAAGAAGGGACCCUGAAGAAUUUGAUUGGAAAGUGCUAUGGGAAUCAAUCCAAAUUAUUUAUUUGUAUUGGUAUCUUUGUUUUCAGGUUCAAAUGUCUUUACCCAAAAUCAGAAUGAGAGGAAUUGAAAAAGAUAAACAUUAUUUUAUUGUGAUAAAAGAAUUUACCGAAAGCAGGAAGAAGAUCCAAAAGGGCUCAAUGGGAUAUUUCAACAGGUCAGAAACUGAGGAAUUAUCUGCAGUUGUGGAACAUUGCAAAAAAACUAUGAAAGUGAAGAAAGAAGAUUUAAAAGAAAUCAGCAAAGAUGAAGCAGAGUUGCUUCUUGAAAUUCAGGACAAUUCUCGUCGAUACGAACUUAUUCAGGAUGAAAAGCUCUUCAAAUCUAUUUCUAACCUACAAAUUAAUGACAUUGUAAAAGUGAGAUGGAGCAGUGGAACAUGGGUGGGAAUUGUCAAAAAUAUUAAAAACUCUCCACGAGAGAGUGGACUGAAACUACAGGGAUCAUUGUUUCAAGUUGAGUUGGUGGAGGGAGAAGACCAUAAAAUGAAGGGGAAGAAAAUUGAUAAAGACAUCUUAAUUGAUGCAGGAAAUAUCAUUUUUGCGAGUAAUACUGAAGUGGAAUCACCUCGUACAAAUGAUAAAGAAAGUAAAUUGUAUAGUGAUGGAGAUACAAAAAACUGGAAUAAGUCCCCAGUUGGAAGUCCACCCCAACAAGUUGGUUUGUCUCCUAGAAGAAUGGGCAGAGAAAAAUCAAAUGAAGUUUCAACCCUAUUUCUACCCUCUGUUUCCACGUCAGACUAUUCAAAGAAUUGUAAACACUACGCUUCUAAAACUCAUAAUUUUGAGUUGUCCACCCCAUCCAGUCCUGAUUCUCAACUUGCAGAGAGUGAAAAUUCUGCUCUAGAGGUUGAAUCGAUGGUGGAAGUGAAAUUGCCUAAUAAUGCUAUAGUCUAUGGAGUUAUUAGAUGGAUUGGUACACCAGAGGGCCACCACAGUCGCUGGGCAGGAAUUGAAUUGGACUAUGAACUAAAUGAUGCUAGUGAUGGAACUUUUGAGCAAAUUCGUUAUUUCAAUUGUGAACAGAACAAAGCAAUUUUUAAACCGUUAUGGAACUGUAAACCAGAUGCCCGUUUUUCUUCAACUGUACCAAAGGCGAUACCUAACAGUCCCAUUCAUGCACCAGUGAAGACAGCCCAAGAUUGCCUGGCCAUAAAAGAGGAUGUCCCACCAGUGCGAGAAGAUGAAGCACUACAACUGAUGAAGGGAAGAAUGAAAGGGAUUCAGGGGCAUUACAAUUCUUGCUAUUUGGACUCCACAAUUUUCAGCUUAUUCACAUUCACAUCAGUGUUGGAUAGCAUACUUCAUAUGCCUGGAGGACACAACGAGAAAAUUCAACGUGUACUAAGGGAAGACAUAGUCAACCCACUACGAAAGACUGGGGUUGUGAAUGCAGAUAAGGUGACAAAACUGAGGAAACUAUUAGGAUGUGACACGUUUAUUUCAGCAGAGAAAGAUCCAGAAGAAUUUAUCAAUGUCCUUCUGCAUGAAGUCCUGGCAGUAGAUCCAUUGCUAAAGAUCAGGUCUGGCCAGAAAAUUCAAGAGAGCUACUGUUAUCAGAUAAUCCUGGAGAAAGAUGAGAAACUGAGCGUACCAACGGUACAGUUGCUGCUAGAGAGAUCGUUUCUCUCUUGUGAUUUAAAAUUUGAGGAGAUCCCAUUAUGCCUGUUGGUUCAGAUGCCACGGUUUGGAAAACAGUUUAAAAUGUUCACAAAGAUCAUGCCCUCACUGGAACUAGAUAUCACAGAUUUACUUAAUAAUGCUCUGAGACAGUGCUUCAUUUGUGGAGAAGUGGCAGAGUAUGAAUGUGCUCAGUGUCUUCUGGACCCAACUCUUAAUCCAGGUGUCAUAAAACAAUACUGCUAUGCUUGCAACAAUCAGGUUCAUUCCCAUAAGAAGAGGAAAGACCACCAAUUCAGAAAAUUUCCAUAUCCAAGAGAUGUUUCUGUCAGAUCCCCUUUUCCACGACACAGGAUGGAACUGUUUGCAGUGCUUUGUAUUGAAACCAGCCAUUAUGUUUCAUUUGUAAAAUAUGGGCCCGGCAAAGAUUCUUGGCUUUUCUUUGACAGCAUGGCUGACCGAAUUGGUGAUGAGAAUAUUCCAGAGAUAACAGAUUGUCCACAAAUAGGUGAUUACCUGAUGAUGUCAGAGGACAAGCUGGCUUAUACAGACCUGAAGCAGCUUGAUGGAUUUGCUAAGAGACUUUUCUGUGAUGCCUAUAUGUGCAUGUAUCAGAGCCCAAGGAUGUGCUUGUAUAAAUGAUGCACAACAGAGCUCAAAAUGCUGACAAUGAAACUGCACCUUCCAAUAAGUGAUUGGAAAUAGUCACAUCUUUAGUGUUCUACAUUCUUGUGUGGAGCAGAUCAUUCAAUGGGGAAAGAAUGUCUGUCUGUCAAAUGCUUCUGUACUAUCUUUAUCAAAUAGUCUGCCCUGCAUUAUGAAAUAACACAGUGAACAAGGCGAUUUGUUUCGACUUCUGAAUUAAAACCUAUUUUAUAUUAA
This is a messenger RNA of Carcharodon carcharias (great white shark), 3296 nucleotides long. RefSeq names its product cylindromatosis (turban tumor syndrome), b (gene cyld2). The transcript has 16 exons. Bases 729 to 3056 code for a protein of 775 amino acids. Gene Ontology annotation, molecular function: K63-linked deubiquitinase activity; cysteine-type deubiquitinase activity. Gene Ontology annotation, cellular component: cytosol. Lineage: Eukaryota; Metazoa; Chordata; Chondrichthyes; Lamniformes; Lamnidae. Gene Ontology annotation, biological process: protein K63-linked deubiquitination. The record is from RefSeq and is a predicted model, not a curated record.